Rubroshorea leprosula is the source of this 2663-nucleotide messenger RNA. The record is from the annotation of a GenBank genome assembly. Lineage: Eukaryota; Viridiplantae; Streptophyta; Magnoliopsida; Malvales; Dipterocarpaceae.
AAAUGUGUAUCAAUUUCAUAAGUGGUCAAAACUCUACAUUUGCUAGAGAUGAGAGGGUUAGAGCAAGAGUGCUUUGACGGCAGUGGAUCAUGCGGCAGAGGGACGGCACAGCACUGGGAGAGAUUCAGAAAUAGAGGAAAGAACCGACUUGUGUAUGAGGGAAUUAAUGCACGAGAGAACCGACUUGUGUAUGAGGGAAUUAAUGCACGAGAGAUCAGUUCUAGGAAACCAGACAUUUGGGGUUAUGAUCGACGAGUAUACAACCAGGCAACUAUGUUCUUCUUCACCAACUUCCCUGAAGACUGGAAACAUGAAAGCAUGUGGCAAACUUUCCGUAAAUAUGGAAGAGUUUUGGACAUCUACAGCCCUUUCAAGAAAUCAAGAAUGGGGAGCAGAUUUGGGUUUGUCAGAUUUCUGGACAUAAGAAAUGAGUGCGAAUUAGAGCAUCAACUGGAACAAAUUUGGGUUGGGGAGUUUAAACUAUGGGUCAAUAGACCAAGAUUCAAAGGGAAAGAAAGUAUCAAAAGAUCAAAUCAAGGGCACAGGGAGAAAGAAGGAGUAAGAGUGCAGAGAACUUAUGUUGAAGUGGUGAAAGGAAAACUUGAAUCUGGGGCAGCAACUAAGAAUGGGAAGCAAGUAAAGAGAGAGAAGGAACACUGUGGUUCACAGAUAUCAAACCAUGGAAUACAGCAAUGGUUGCAAGGGAGAGAUUUGUUUGGCUUCGGUGCCAAAGGGUUCCAGUUCAUGCUUGGGGUAUUGAGUGGAUCGGACGAUGUUAGCUUAGAAACUUGGUCGUUAGCCAACGGAUUGGAAGAUGAAUUAAGUGAUGCGUUUCUAGGCGGUGGCAGUUCAAAAAACAGUUGGAACACAACCGCCGAGAAGAAGGAUGGCGAUGACGUGGAGGCAGAGGAAGAGGUGAGGAAGGAAGUCGAAACCAGGGAGGAACGAUCACAUUAUCGUUGGAAGCAAGAUGAGGGAAUCCAAUGGGCCUUUAGAAAUGCUAAACCCAGUGGAGUGCCCAAGCCGAAUGAGAGUAGGAAAGUAUCAAAUGAGCGAGGAAUGAAGGAGAUAAUGUCGAAAUUUUCUCUUGGAUCCCAUAAUCGAGUCGCAAGUGAAUCAGUCACUGAUAGUGGUAUUGAAAACAAGAAUGAGAGUCUACACAGAGGUGCAGAGCUUUAUAUUGCAGAGAAGAUUUGGGCAUUUGCAAGGGAAAUUGGAGUUGGAGACUAUGGCAACAAAACAGAGCGGGGGUUGAAGAGAUUGAAGUCAGAUCAUUGCCCAAUUUUGAUGAAAAAUAGUACAAUUGAUUGGGGCCCUAAACCAUUCCAUUUCUUUGAUGUGUGGCUUGAUUCACCAGGGUGUAAAGAACUAGUGGACGAGGUGUGGAGUUCAACAGUAAUUUCAUAUUGGUAUGGUUACCGACUAAAGGAAAAGUUAAAGGCAACGAAGAAAGCUUUGAAACUAUGGAGUAGAAAUAUGGUUUCAAAGACAGACUCUAACAUUAAAAGAUGUGAGGGCUCCAUUACUGCUAUUGACUUAAAAGGUGAAGCGGCUCCUUUGUCUGAAGAAGAUGUACAAUUAAGGAGAAAUAGUUUUGUGGAAUUAUGGAAACAUCAAAAAACAAAAGAGAGCAUGUGGUGCCAAAAAGCCAGGAAGACAUGGAUCAAAGAUGGGGAUGCUAACACGAAGUUCUUCCAUAGGGCAAUGCGGGACUUAAUCAAAGGUGAUGUGAUGGGUUUUGCAAAUGAUUUUCACAAAAAUGGGAGAUUGGUCAAAGGAGUUAACAGUUCAUUCAUUGCGUUGAUAUCUAAAGUUAAUAACCCCCAAAAAAUUGAGGAGUUCAAGCCCACAUUCUUAAUCGGAGUAAUGUACAAGGUGAUCGCAAAGCUCAUCACAAAUAGAAUCAGCUCAAUUCUGGAUAGCAUCAUUGGAGAAAGUCAAAUGGCUUUUAUUAGAGGAAGGCAAAUGGUUGAUAGCAUUGUAAUUGCCAAUGAAACAAUUGAUGCAGCAAAGAGAAAUAAGAAGGCUAGCUUUGUGUCAAAUUGGACUUCGAGAAGGCAUAUGAUAAGAUUGUGUGGUGAUAACAUCGAAGACGCCAAUUAUCUUGUCCUUCACUGCAAAGUUGCUUUUUCAGUAAAGAGCAAAUGUGCACAAUGGUGGAGGUUCAUUUCAGUUCAACCGGAGACUUGCCAUGAAGAUUUUGAACAACAUAAGCCCCCUGCUAAAGACCCUUUAGUGAGAGCUGGGUGGGACGUGAUAUGGUUCUCCACUAGAUGGUCCUUAUGGAUGGCAAGGAAUGCAAAGAGUUUCAAAAAUCAAGAAUAUGAUGUAGAUAGAACGUUUGAGCUUGUACAACUAAGAGCUUUCAUCUGGAUUAAGGGCAAAACAACAAGAUAUUCCUUCAGUUUGCACGAUUGCAUGUUGGAACCAGUCUUAAGUCUUAAGGAUAAAAGAGGUAAACAACAUACCUCAAUUUGAUGGUUUGCGAAUUUUCCUAUUAUUGUCACUGAGCAAUUAGUUGACUUUGGCUGUUUUGUUUGCUAGUAUAUGAUUCUUGUGUGAUUAAGUUAGCUAAAGCCAGUGGAUGCUCAGGGACUGUUUUCUUUUGUAAUUAAGGGCAGAGGUACCCCUUGUACUCCAGUAAAUAAAAUUCUUUGACUGUG